UCAUAUCGAACCUUCUGAGGUCUCUCUUUCUCUCUUCUCAUCGUGUUUGCUAUGCCUCCUAUCUCUUUGACGUCAACACUGUAAUUUCCAAUUCGUUCGAUCGUCGUUCUAAUUAAGGUUACACGUUAUCCGUGAAAGCUUUGUGAAAGCAUAGCCGCGGCUAGGAGAAGGUGGGUAGCGAUGUCGCCGCCAUCGCGAUCACACAACUACGAGGAUUUCUCUAAAUAACGAAGAGAGAAAAGAGAGACAGAGAGACAGAGAUACACAGAGAAAGAGAGAGAAAGAGAGAAAAUCUGUAGGGAACCUUCAUAAAUUUUCUUUGUCGGUCGAUAAACCGUGGACAAUGCGAACAAUGCGUGACCUUGAUUUUGAGAGGCAAUAGGAGAGAAAUUUUGUGACUGAGUGGGUGAGUGUGGUGUGUAGUUUGGUCUGUAUGUAUGUGUAUAUAUGUCUGUUCGAAAUUAAACGUGCCCUAUCGAUGUCGGGAAGAUACGAUGAGAUUGAAGAGAAGAACGAUGACGACGAUGAAGAUGCGGUAAGAGAAGAGAGGAAGAACUUGCACAACACAACUCGUAGAUGAUAGCAUUGUAUGUUAAGGAAACCUUGCGAACAUCUAAUUAUUAAUCUAGGUUGUCGUUGUCGUCCUCGUCGUCGUCGUCAUAGGCAACCUGAGUGUUAACUCUACCGAUUCAAAUUACGAAGUAAAUUGAUUGAUUAGACUUAACAAACGAGCUGAUCCAUUAACUUCAUAUAACUUUCUGUGCGUUAAAACAAAGAAAAAAGAAAGGAAGAAAAAAUAUUAUUUGAUCUGAAAGUUGAUACCGGUUGGAACAUGAUAAAUCUUUCUAUGGACCAAACAUUCCUAGGUGAUAUUUAAUAUCAAUUACUCUUUUUCGUAAAUUCCGGACUAAGUUUUUGUUUGGUUUCAGAUUGUAAAAUUACAAGUGUGAUUAUUAUACAAGUUUAACAAGAUAAUGGAAAAGAGUAAUUGAUUUUGAAAAUCAUCUUUCGAAUCAUUUACACGUUCAAAGACUUUUGACACGUUCUUUCGCAGUAUAACGAUUAAACUAAUCCGGCAAAAAGAAAAAAAAUAGGGACAAAAAAUAUAUAUAAUAAAAGGAGACUCAAAAAUUAUAGACAAACGUGAUUUCGAAGUUACAUCGCGUUAUAAGAGGAGUUAAGGAAAACUGAAGUGAAAAAGUUCAAGAUAACUCGACUUGUUGAACUUCGGGAAAGCAGACGACAAGAUCCUGUUUUAACUUUUAUUUUCCUUUUUGAUUUUAGAAACGUUUAUUCCCAGCAUGAGUUAAUAAUGCACUACAUAUGUCAGAGUUAGGAUAAUCAAAUAUAUGAUAGCCAUGCCAUAAGAAAAAAAAAGAAAAGGAGAGAGAGAGAGAGAGAGAGAGAGAGAGAGAGAGCAUCAAUCCUUUCUUAUUAUUGAAAAAAAAAGAAAAGAAAAAAAGAACAUAUCUGCUUAUAUUCCCAAUUAAAAAAUUACAUUAAGCUAAGUAUAAUUCCGGAUAAGAAUUUCCGUUCCUUUUAUGGUUAUUUACCCUAUCCUCGUGUAAUAAAUUUUUUAUAGGAUCUCUAUUUAUGUAUAUACAUAUAUACACAAACUUUCUUUGGUAUAGGAGGAUGCGCAUGAACAGAGAGAAAUAGAGAGAGAGAGAGAAAGGGAGGGAGGGAGGGAGAGGGAGAGAAUGAGACAGAGAGAGAGAGAGAGAAAGAGAUACAUCGGGCGUAACAUCGAUCUGAUGUAUCGCUAAUGAACGGCAACCUGAACGGUUUCAUAAUCAAAGCCGAAAGGAACUCAUAGAGGUUCUCUUAUUCUAUCUAAGGUUUUCGAAAGGAGAAGAAGAAGGAGAAGAAGAAGAGAGAGAGAGAGAGAGAGAGAAAGAGAGAGAGUAAGAGAAAGAAGAUCGAACAAAAUAAGACGAUGGAUCCGUAUCAAGAGGAACAGCAACGACAGCAACGACUGCAGAAGCAUCGUCACCAGCGACAGCUGGUAAUAGAGACAAAGUUCGUUGACGUAAAGCCGAUUAAGUAUCGCGUCGUUCGUGCGAGGAUUGUCCUGUGAUCGGCCUGAUAGACCUGUUACUGGAAAAUCGAAAGAGAUAGAGAGAGAUAGAUAUAGAGAGAGAUAUAUAUAUAUAAAGAAAGAUAAACAGAGAUAAAAGAUAGGUCGAAGAGUUAGAAAAACGGCUGGACGAUGCAUCACAGUGGAGGUGUUGGUUACGGCAGUGGCCCUCAAGAACGAGUACAUCAGGUGCCUCGUACUGCUACCCAAACCGACAAGUAUCCCUUCGAGGGUUAUCAAGGCCAGAUACCGGAUUGCUGUGCUGCUGCUGCGGCUGUCCAGGACCCCUAUCCUAGACCACCGAGCGGUUACGAUGGCAGGUGCUACGAUGAAUAUCAUCGUACGACGCCUUAUCAAGACGAUUCCUAUUCUCAGGAUGUGCCCCCGACCUUCCAUCGACCUCAGUCCAGACUGGGAUACGAGGAAUGUCCACAAUCUCGCGUGGGAUAUACCUCGGAUUCCAGGUGUGCCAGUGGACUCGGGUACGAUGACACGGGCGGGGGUUACCUGGAUCAGACUGACCCAAGGAUGUAUUGCACCGGCGGUUAUUGCAUGGGGGAUACGAUGAUGGCCACUAGCAGAGGUGUCUGCGGCGAGGAAGUUGAACUCGACAUGCGGAGGCAUAUUCAAGCUUGUGCCUGCACUUGUAAUCAUAUGGGAUAUGGAAAUUACAUGGACUAUCAGACUACGUGCCUAACACAACUGCCAGACGUGGCACCGUGCAAUGGCACCGUGCGACUACCACCACCGUGCGAAGACUCGCCAAGUAGUGGAAGCAGCAAGGAUCGUAUGGACGAGAGUCCUCGGAGAAGAUGCCGAGUCUUGACGCCUAUCCUUCUUCUGAUAGCGGCUUUGCUUCUUGGUGGUUUAUGCUUACCACUCCUGUUACAAUCCGUACCUGUCACGCAUCAGCAGAGACUGGACGUGAUAAGAAGGAUUCUCACUGAAGUGCCUCUAAUCGAUGGGCAUAACGAUUUGCCCUGGAACGUGAGAAAGUUCGUACAUAAUCAACUGGGCGAAGUUAACUUGAGUAGCGAUCUCGGUAGAGUGGACCCUUGGGCCAGGUCAGACUGGAGUCAUACAGAUAUUCCUAGAUUGCGCGCUGGCCUCGUUGGUGCACAGUUUUGGUCCGCCUACGUUCCCUGUGAUGCGGCUCAGCUAAACGCAGUUCAACUUUCUCUAGAACAAAUCGACGUAAUUCGUCGGCUUGCCGAGAUGAAUGCUCAACACUUAACUCUGGUUACUUCUGUCAAGGGCCUGAUCGAGGCACAUCGCGAUGGAAAAAUUGCAAGUCUGAUAGGAGUCGAAGGUGGUCAUUCUCUUGGGAACUCCUUGGGUGUUCUCAGAACGUUUUAUGGCCUUGGGGCACGAUAUCUUACUUUGACACAUGCUUGUGACACUUCCUGGGCAGUAUGUUCAGUUGGCGAGACGAAUAACACUCAAGAUGAGACACCUGGGCUCAGUGAAUUUGGAAAGGCGGUGGUAAGGGAAUUGAAUAGGUUGGGCAUGCUAGUAGAUCUCUCUCAUGUUUCCACAAGGACGAUGAGAGCAGCACUGCAAACGACUAGGGCACCAGUGAUUUUCUCCCACAGUGCUGCAAGGGCACUCUGUAAUUCCAGUAGAAAUGUACCGGACGAUGUACUCAGGAAUCUAGCAAAAAAUGGUGGAGUGGCGAUGGUUCCGUUUUAUACGUACUUCAUAACGUGCAACAACACCGCCACCAUUAAGGAUGUUAUUGCACACAUUAAUCACAUACGAAAGGUGGCGGGGAUCGAUCACGUUGGGAUAGGAGCUGGCUUCGAUGGAAUAAAUUUCACUCCUACUGGCCUGGAAGAUGUAUCGAGAUACCCUCAAUUACUGGCAACGCUGUUAGAAGAUCCAUCGUGGACCGAAGAAGACAUCAAAAAAUUAGCUGGCCUCAAUUUACUAAGGGUAUUCGCUAAAGUCGAACAGGUACGCGAUGAAUGGCACAGAGCUGCGGUUUUACCAGUGGAUAAAAUUAGUCCACCAGAUAAUUCGGCCUGUGCAUAUGGAGCGUCCUGAUCCUCUUCCUUACGUGCGUUGACAUCAGGAUAUUUGGAAUUCGUACGAUCGCCGAAAAUACGACAUGCCUUGCGCUUCUAUAAGACCUAUUAGGAAGUGCAAACAUGAGGGAAAAAAAGAAAAAAAAGAAACCGAGAGUUUGUUCCUUUACGAAAAAACUCCUUCCUGGUCUUCCAAAGACCCUAUCGCGCCUUAAUGGAAAAGAAAGAUUGAUGGUUAUUACAUUAUCUGGAAGAAACACCUUCAGAACAUGUACGUUUCCUCUAUCAACGACUAUCACUUUCUAUUUCCUCCAAUUAAAAUAUAACGCGACGAAUAUAUAGUGAGAUUUUAUUUUAAUUUUUAUCAAUUUUCACGUGUGAGUUGUUUUCUUUUUUUUUAUACAUAUAUAUACAUAUAUAUAUAAAUAUAUACAUAUAGAUAUACAUAUACACUUAAACCUCGUAGAAAAUUCUUCUAACCAAAAGCUCACACAUUUGAAAACAUUUUAUUAAUACGUUCUGAAGGUGUAUGAGACACGUGUGUAUAUGCAUGCAAGGAUGAAUAUCCUUUCGUGAAUGACUUCCAUAGAUGCGGACAAUCGACCUGACAGAAUCGUUUUUUUGAGAGAAAUGAACCAGCGCCAGACCCGGCGAUUUUAAAAAGAGUCUGAGACUAAUGAUUUUUUUAUACUUUUAUCUUCGAGUAAGUAACUCAAUAAGCUGUACGACGAUGAGAAUCUAAUCUACAUGUAAUUGUAGGACACGUGAUAUAUUCGAUUUGUGUGUAUAAGGAAUUCUACGAAAUCAACUUGAACGUGAAAUCAAUUCGUAUAUAUACCUACGUAUUGCAAUAAGAAACAAGAAUUUAUUUGUAAUAUUUUUCAAAGUUAACUUCUCUUCAUUUUUCUACUGCCGGGAAGGAUCAUUAGAGAUACCAUUAAUACGUGCAAUAUAAGGUACAAAGUUUGACCAGUUGACACACAAUUUAUUAAAUACACGUCGAAUGAUCGAAGUUGAACCAAAAAAAGAAGGAAGGGAGAAAAAGAAAACGAGAAAAAGAACAAAAAUAUAAAUCAAAUGCUUUUAAAAUUAAGUUCGAGGCAACAGUGGAAAAUCGUUAUCACAUAUCUUAAUAAUUUAACAUUUGGCUUCCAUUGUGCUUCUAAUUCUUUACUCGAUAUUCCAAAAGUCCGGUAUUAAAAAGCUCAAGUUUAUCUUCAAACAUAACCAUUAGCAUCAAUUAAUUGAUCAGAUUAUACCAAAAACACAUAGAGGAGAAACAAUUUUUAAUUAGAAAGAUAAAUUUUAAGACUCGCUUCUGUUAGUAAAAGAAAAAAAAAAGAAAAAAGAGAAAAAAGAAAGAAAAAAAAUUUCUAAUUCUAUCAUGUAGGUAUGUUAGUUUUACCUUGAAAGAAUUACUUUAACAGAUUAGUAAACUGAAGAACGACCUAUUAACGUCAUCAUUAACAUUAAACACUGCCGAACCGCACCAUUCUAUAAGACCCUUCAAAAUACCAACGUCAUUCGAAAUAAACUAUUAAUAAGUUAACGUACCAACAGUUUGAAGCUAGCAAUAAAUAUUUCAUUUCGUGCCAAUGGAGAAGAAAAUGGUCGCGGUGUAUGAAAUGUUUCUAAUACAUCUUGUAUAAUAAAACUACAACCUACGCACUUUCAUACGAAUAAAUCAUACGUAACUUAAUAAUAUCGAGUGAGAUAAACGAUUAAGUAUUUCUUGAAAUUAAUUUUAAACUUAUUACAUUCAUAUAUCCAAUUGUUUAUUUUAUAAUAAUAUAAAUUUAUUUAUAAAUUCUUAUUGUAAAUAUCCUAUGUAAAAUUAGAAAGGAAACAUAUUUCACAUUUUAUUAACGAACCGUUUAAAAGAAAAAAAUAAAUAAAUAAAUAAAACGAUAACUCAAUCGUUUAUUGCAUUCGCAACUUUGCAAAAUAGUAUGCAUGAAUAAUCGAUAAGAAUCGGUAAUGAUAAAUAUGUAUUAUGUGAGUAGACAAAAAGAUCGAACGAAUUAAUGCGAUGUGCAAUGUGUAUGUGUGUGUAUGUAUAUAUAUAUAUAUGUGUGUAUAUAUAUAUAUAUAUAUAUAUAUAUACAUGUAUAUAUCUAUGUAUGUAUGUAUAUACAUAUUAUACUUAUGUAUGUAUGAGAAUGUAAUUAACAUUUCAUUUACAUGACGUUUCGCCAUUUAAAGAGUCAAACAUACCAAUAAUGCAUGAGAACCUUAUACGAAUGCAGAAGUACAUUUUACUGUUCAUAAAGCGCCUUUUUAUUCGGAAAAGAAUGUUUUCAAGAUGACCUUAACGAAAUAUCAUGAUAAUAUUAUAAAGAAGGCGUUCGAGAACACAUCUACGUAUAAACGAAAGAAAAACAACAACAAAAAGAAAAGAAAAAAAACGAAAAAAAAGAACACAAAUAAUAAUGAGACCGUGUAUAGCCUAGACCCUAGUCUGUCAUAGCUUUUACGAUAUUUCCACUUUUCUUACUUUUUUGGAUAAAGCACGGUUCGUUGCGCGUGCGAGGUAUUGUAUUAGGUACCUGUAUUCAAUACUAUUUUUUCUAUACAGUAUAUCGUAUUGAAAUGAGAACUUACUCGAUAAUCGAAAAUACGUAAUAAAAAUCAAAUAAAAAAAAAAGAAUAAAAAAGGAAAGUUAAAAGAAAUUCAUAUUUCUUUCCAUCGAAUUUACUGAUUAUUAAAGUCAUGUAUAAAUCGAGUAGACUAAUUCCGAUAGGAUAUCCUGUGUAGAUAAAAAAAGAGCUAUGCGCCUUCAACGACUCGUAACGAAAAAAAAGACACACGUUUUAUGAAGUUUUGACAUGAUUACACUUGAUCGAUCGACGGGAUAUAUUGGAUAAACAAUUUUGAUAAACCGACGAGAUAUUACAAUUUUGUCUGAACUGUAAGUACCUACCAUUAAUCACGCGCGAUUUAUAAGAAACGUAUUGUUCACUAUUUUCUUGCAAAAACUAGAGAAUUUCGGAACGAUUAACUGUAGAACACUUUUCUCUCGAAGUAUAGAUAACAAGAAAAAGAAAAAAAAAAGAAAAAAGGAAAAGGAAAAAAAAGAAAUAAAAUAAAACAAAAAGAAGAUGAAGAUGAUGACAGGAGAAGAAAAUGAUGAUGAAGAUAAGAAAAAUGAAAAGAUGAAUAAAAGGCUUGGCAUUUCCUUAAGGCUGAUAAAAAUAAUAUUUAACGGGCGCGAUGAAAAGCAAAGAGUUAAUUGCAAUUGACGAUAAAUUUCUUAGUAAAAAUGCAAACGCUGGCAGAUUAACAUUAGCAGCAGCAAUAAAGUGCACGCAAAAGUAGUCGACAAUUAAUAGCAUAAAAUAUUGAACGAUUUAUAAUUCGUAAAGGAUAAGUCUAAAUAAAAUACAUAUUAAUGCAAUCAAGAUAUAUCACACGUCGUAUUUUCGACGUGGAGAAGAAGAAAAAGAAGAAGUAGAAGAAAAAGAAAAAUAAGAUGAAGAAGAAGAGAAGGAAGAAGAGGAGGAAGAAGAGGAAGAAGAAGAAAAAAGAUGCAUCAAGCAAGCGCGAGAUCAUUUCUUUUUUGCAGCGAUACUUCUGCAUAUUCCAUAGAAUAAUUCGCUUCGAUAUUAAAUAUUAUUAAUGGUUAAAGGAACAAAAGAGAAAGAGUUGCACGUUGCAUUAUCACGCAGCAAAAGCGUAUAUUAGUUUUCCUUCGAGCAAGAACAUUUAACAAUAUUAUAUACCAAGACCUCGAAGUCGUACACGAUACCAAAGAAAUAUUUCAAAUUAAUCCUUCGAGAGAAACACUGAUAUGUAAAAGAAAAGGAACAAAAAGAAAGAAAAAAAGGAUAAUGAAAUCAUUCGGAAUGCACAUUCAGAUUUGUGAAUUAGAUGUGAAAAUGAAAGAGUAAAAGUGGAAAUGAAAAUUUUGAAUAUGAAGAUGAUGUAUUUAAAUUGAGCAAGCAACUGUUGUACGUGUAGAUACUCGUUUAAAUAUGUCUCGCAAAUUCUGUAUUAACGAAUAAAUGCACGUACAUAUGUGUGCUGGUAUUAAGAAAAUUACGAGAAGAUUCUCUCGAACGUUUUCGUAAGGCAUAAUCGUAAAAAAAUCAGGCAUGCAUGCGUAGAUUAAGAUCUUUCUUUCUUUUUCGUUUUUUUUUUUCCUUUUUUUGUUUUCUCUAAAAUCAACGGAUGCCGAGAAAAAGAGAGAAAACAGAUCAAAUGUGGAGAUGUAAGAACGUAGACGAGGAACGUAGAGGAAUGAAAAGAACGAUAUUACAAAGGUAUAUUCAGACUUGUUAAUCUGAUAUUACAAUGAAACCGAUAUUAAAUGAAAAAAGACAUUAAAUAUGAUACAUUUGUAAAAUAUCAAAGAUUUCUGAACGAGUAGCAACAAAAAAUUAAUAAAAUUACGACAAAAUUUUAUAUUCUUUUUUUUAAUAAUAUUUCAAAAAUAGAUGAGAAGCGAUUUGAUAAAAAAAAAUUCAAAAUAGUAAGAAAAAUCUACAGGGGGAUCAUUUCUAAAAUUUCUAUUUUAAAUUUCAUUUCUAAAAUUUGUAUGAUACCAAAGUUGUAAAAAAAAAAGAAUAACUUAGUUAUUAUUCAUUUCUAACGAAAAUAUCAAGAAGAUAAAGAAAAUCUUUUUCUUCCAUCUCGUGAAAUUUUAGUAGAAAAGUUGGAAUCAGUUAAAAAACUUUUUUAAAUAAAUGUAACCAGAAACUUUUAAUAUAUCACAAACGUACUAUAUCAAAUAUCUUUCUAUCAUUUGAGACCACCCGGUUUCAUUUAAAUUUCAAAUUCAUAAAUCUGAAUAUUCCCUUGUUAGCGAUAAAGAAACCUCAACGUAUUUAGCGUAAAUAACACACAACUGCCUAGAAACUCAGAAUUAAUACUAAUAAUAUAUUGUACGGAUUAUAUUAUAUAUACAUAUACAAUUAAUAACGAUAUGUCCAAACGCACAAAAGACAAGUUUGGCAAGGCAAGAUACGAGCAUAAUGUACAUAAAGAAUAUAUAUGACGAUACCCAAUCAAGAUGUACAUAACAAUGAAGAGAAAAGCGAUCCAUUACAGGACUGUACUCAUAGAAAAAGAAAAAGAAAAGAAAAGAAAAAAAAAAAGAAACCUUAAAGCGCGUUCCUGUCUGAGCGUAUAGACACACAGCGUUUCAAUUCAGAGCGUUUAGCGAGAAUACAUAUCUCUGAUUACUCGUUGUGAAAUGAGUUUCACGGUUGAAGUCAACGUAUCUAAGGUACGAACAGAUUAAGCUGUCAUGUUACUUUUCUCGAUGAAGGAGAGAACAAAAAAAAAAUUAUUCCAAGGUUUCACUACAUUCAAAUUGUUCUCCUUUAAUUUUUUUUAUCAUUUUUAUCAUUUUACAUAUGUAUAUAUAUAUAUAUGUAUGUAUGUAUAUAUAUAUAUACUUAUAUAUAUGUGAUAUAUAUAAUGUAUAUAUGUAUUUAUAUAUUUGUUUAUUUGUUUAUUUCUUAUUUUAAUUAUUGUAUAGUUGUUGUAUUGAACAAUUUAGUGCCAAACCAUUUAGUGCCAAUUCAAUAAUUUAGUGCCAAAAUAUUCGAAAUUUCUUUUUCUCAUUUCAUACGAUUGUCUUUAUUAAUGAAAAUAAACAAAAAGAAUAAAGGGGCAAAAAACACGAAAUGAAAGAACAAGCGCAUUUAGAAGAAUUUCUCGAGCUAUACGACGUUUCUAUUAUGCAAAAGAAACCUUUUAAAAGGACUUAGCUAUGAAAGACACAAUGCGAAUUCAGAAGACAUAGGUAAAUGCUUUUAGGGAGAUGUGGAUAAAACAUUAUAUAACGAGUAACAACUAAGGGAAAGACGUAUAGGAAGAUUGAACAGACUAUGGAAAUUUAGAUAUUAUAGAAAGUUUUAAUAAAUGAAUUAUUAACGCUAUGAAGAA
Vespula vulgaris is the source of this 9991-nucleotide messenger RNA. RefSeq names its product dipeptidase 1-like. Lineage: Eukaryota; Metazoa; Arthropoda; Insecta; Hymenoptera; Vespidae. Gene Ontology annotation, biological process: proteolysis. The record is from RefSeq and is a predicted model, not a curated record. The coding region runs from base 2210 to 4120 and encodes 636 amino acids. The transcript has 12 exons. Gene Ontology annotation, molecular function: metallodipeptidase activity.